UAAUUUUAUUACAACAAUGUCGAAAGUCAACACCCUCUACAAUUAUUUCACUUCACCCAAAACUGCCAAGCCGAAUAACGGUGCAACAACUCCAGCAAAAUCGAAAUCAGCAACUCCAAAGAGGGAACAAAAGAAUAAAGGAAGAAAAAUAAUUGAAGGAAAGGAAAAUGUAAUCUCUACUGAACGUAAAAGAUCAAUUGAAGAUGAUGAAGACGAAGGUCCGUCGCCAGUAAAGCCUAAAAAGAGGAGGAUAAUAAUUCCCGAGGAUAGUGAAGAUUCAGAAGAUGAAUUUAAACCUGGCUCUGAAGAAGAGUUAGAAUCAGAAUCUGCUUCAGAAGGUGUUAGCGAAGAUGAACCAGAAACUGCAAGUGACGAAGAGAGUCCUAAGAAGAAGGUGAAAAUAUCAAAGACUCCUGCCAGUUCAGCUAAAAGAGACAAUAAGAUUCAAAAGCCUAAGGGUAAGAAAGAAUCGAAGCCUACAUUGGCACCACAAGAACCAGGAAUAACUGCUGCUCCUAUUAUUUCGGAAUCUUGGCCACACCUGAAGUAUGAUUUUCUUCAACCAAAUAAAAUCAAAGAUAUAAAUCAAAGACCUGCUAGUGAUCCAGACUAUAAUCCAAGAACUGUCUACGUUCCAGUAAAUUUUCUUAAUAAUCAAACACCUGCUAUGCGACAGUGGUGGGAGUUAAAAAGCAAACAUUUUGAUUGUGUACUGUUUUUCAAAGUUGGAAAAUUCUAUGAACUUUAUCAUAUGGAUGCUGUCACUGGAGUAAAUGAGCUCAGUCUUUCAUAUAUGCGGGGAGAAUUUGCACAUUCAGGAUUUCCGGAAAUCGCUUAUGGCCGUUUUUCUGCAAGCUUAAUUGAAAAGGGAUACAAAGUAGCACGAAUUGAACAGACCGAAAAUCCAGAUAUGAUGGCUCGGCGUUGUGGCAAAAUUGUUAAAGUAACAAAGUUCGAUAAAGUAGUAAAACGGGAAAUAUGUCAGAUAAGCACAAGAGGCACAAGAGUUUACACUCCUCAAGAUGCAGAAGCAUCGACACCAAAUUCGAAUUACUUGCUAGCUUUAGUGGAAAAAUGUUAUUCUGGAGUACCAUCAUUUGGAGUAUGCUUCCUCGACACUACUAUUGGUGAAUUUUAUUUGGGCCAAUUUGAAGACGAUCGAUGCAAUUCACGACUUUUGACAUUAUUGGCACAUCAUCCCCCAGCGCAUAUUGUAUACGAGCGCGGCAAUUUGUCUCAGCAUACAAUGAAAAUUUUAAAUACUUUAUCGUCAGUGACUAUUAAAGAACCAUUACAACGAGAGUCACAGUUCUGGUCUGGAUUAACAACGCUAAAAAAACUGCACGAAGGAGAUUAUUUCAAGAAAGAAGGGGACUCUAAUUUCUCGUGGCCAGAGGGCAUACGAGGCUACCUCAGUGAAGGCGACAGCUUAGGAUUGACACCAGCUGAAGACAAAGAGUUAGCUAUACACGCAUUAGGCGGAUGCGUAUACUUACUUAAAGAAUAUUUACUGGAUCAACAACUAUUGGCUCAAGGACGUUUUAAAACUUACGUACCUCCUGAUUACAAUAACAACCAAUCUAAUCAUUCAAUGAUUUUAGCAAACAAUAUGGUUUUGGAUGCUAUUACAAUAAAUAAUCUGCGUGUUCUGACUGGGGAAGGAUCUCUUAUUUCAACAAUAGAUCGUUGUUGUACAGCAUUUGGGAAAAGGCUACUGCGAGACUGGGUUUGCAAACCAUCUUGUCGUAAAGCUAUUAUAACGGAGCGACAAGAAGCGGUGUCAGAAUUGCUGGACAGAUCAGAUGUGGUACAAGACGCGCGUGCCAUUUUAGGAAGUUUACCUGAUCUAGAGAGAUUGCUAAGCAAAAUACACGCUCAGGGCAAUGCAGUAAAGAUGACGAAUCAUCCCGAUGGAAGAGCAAUCAUGUUUGAAGGGCAAACUUACUCUAAAAGAAAGAUUUUGGACUUCACUACCACUCUCGAUGGAUUUGAAGAGAUUCUCAAGCUCAUUGCUUUGUUCAGUGAUUUCAACACUGCAUUACUACAUCGGUACACAAGAUUGGAGCCGGAAGGAGACUUCCCGAAUUUGAGGAAGACUCUGGACUACUUUAAGACCGCGUUUGAUCACGAGGAAGCUAAAAAGGAAGGCUGCAUCGUUCCUAAAGAAGGCGUGGACAGUGAAUACGAUUCCGUUCUUCAGGAACUCGCUGAAAUAAAGUCCGACUUGAAUGACUAUCUGGCGAAGCAGAGAAGACAUUUUGGAGUGAAGGUGACCUUACACGGGACGGACAGGAAACGCUAUCAAAUCGAAGUUCCUGAAACGCAAAUGAAGAAAGUAGGUCCCGGUUAUGAGCUUCAAUCGCAGCGUAAAGGGUACAAACGGUAUUACACGGCAGAAGCUAAGGAACUUCUUUCCAGACAAAUAAACGCCGAGGAACAUCGAGAUAAAGUCCUAAAAGAUCUUAACAGAAGAAUAUUCGCCAAAUUCAGUGAAAUGUACGAUAUGUGGAGUUCUGCAGUCCACAAAGUCGCAUCCCUGGAUGUUCUAAUCGCGUUUGCCGAGUACACCCGGAGUGGAGACAUGUGUGUUCCAGAAAUCCACGAGGUUACUGAAAAUGGCGAGGUUUUCAUCGACAUAAAAGAGGGUAAACAUCCGUGUAUCAUGUCUGAUAACUUUAUACCCAACGACACUGUACUGGGGAUCACGGAAUGUGCUCCUCUAAUGAUCUUGACUGGACCGAAUAUGGGUGGUAAAUCGACCCUAAUGCGGCAAGUCGGAUUGCUCACCAUUAUGGCGCAAAUCGGUUGCCACGUCCCAGCGAGUUCCUGUAGACUGACUCUCGUAGAUCGCAUAUUCACUCGUCUGGGGGCCAACGACGACAUUCUGGCUGGCCAGAGUACUUUCUUUGUGGAGCUAAGUGAAACUGCAACGAUACUUCAUCAUGCGACUCCAAAUUCCCUGGUUCUCUUAGACGAAUUAGGACGUGGAACAUCGACUUACGACGGCACUGCGAUAGCAGCAGCAGUUGUUGGCGCUCUUACGAAGUUACGAUGCCGCACAUUAUUUUCAACGCACUAUCAUUCACUGGUAGAGGACUACAAGACGAACGAGAAUGUCACGUUAGCACAUAUGGCUUGCAUGGUGGAAAAAGAGGAGGAAGAGGAGGUGUCUCAAGAAACGGUGACUUUCCUCUACAAAUUGAGCGGAGGUGCUUGUCCGAAGUCGUAUGGGUUCAACGCUGCUAGGCUGGCAGGAAUACCACCGAAGAUUACAAAGAGAGCCCAUGAGAUAUCCAGCAAUCUCGAACGCGAAACAAAUCAGAAGCACAUUUUCACCGAACUUUGCAAACUCGACGAGUCGUCCAUCAAGAGCCUCAUCGCUGCCUUCUAAGUAUCAUAUAUUUAUAUCAGUCCAUGUCGUUUGAGAAGAAAAAUGAUUCGAGAGUAUUUGUAGCACUGCUGGCAAAAGUGAUAUUUAUAUACAUAUAUUCAAUGCCGUACCUUAAUAUUAACGUUGUGUCAGUAUAGGAUCUACCAAGUAUUCAUUGCUUGCAUGGAAGUAUUUUGAUAGUUACCGCGUUACAAGUAUGAACCUACGUUGGUUCGUCUUUGUUCCUCCUUUAUGUUAUUCCUGUGUUAAUUGUGUAUUAAAACACGUACGGGUCUAUUCAGUACAAUGCAUUUUUGAUACUCUGAUGCGCUGUUUUACAAGGUACAAUCCUUCAA
Orussus abietinus is the source of this 3726-nucleotide messenger RNA. RefSeq names its product probable DNA mismatch repair protein Msh6 (gene Msh6). Gene Ontology annotation, biological process: mismatch repair. Gene Ontology annotation, cellular component: MutSalpha complex; nucleus. The coding region runs from base 17 to 3391 and encodes 1124 amino acids. Gene Ontology annotation, molecular function: ATP binding; mismatched DNA binding; ATP-dependent DNA damage sensor activity. NCBI's taxonomy places the organism in Eukaryota, Metazoa, Arthropoda, Insecta, Hymenoptera, Orussidae. The record is from RefSeq and is a predicted model, not a curated record. The transcript is spliced from 20 exons.